AUGUCUUCUAAACAAAAGAAUACUCUUAGUGAUGCCCAAAAGCAUGAGCUUUGUUUUUAUGCCCACGAUAAUAAAUUAACUCAUGCAAAAUAUAUCGUUUGGAUUGAAGAAAAGUGGAGUAUUAGAGUGUAUAAAUCUACUAUUACCCAAAUUUUACAAACUAAAGAUAAACGGCUUACCACUGAAAUUGUUAACCCAGAGAAAAAAAGAAAUAGAGCCAUCACAGUUCCAGCCUUGAGCUUGCUCUUAAGAAAUUUUCUUUUUCAAGAAUGGCUUCGAGACUUUGAUCAAGAAAUCUUAAAAAAGCACAAAGGCAGAUCAGUGUUAUUGUUUCUUGAUAAUUGCUCAAGUCACAAAACUGAUGGUUUAUUUCUUCAAAAUGUAGAAAUAUGUUUCUUGUCUAAAAAUACAACUUCAAAGAUUCAGCCAAUGGAUGCAAGAAUUAUCAUGUCCUUCAAAAGAAAUUAUUAUCAUCAUCAUAUUCAAUGGAUGCUUGAUGAAAUUGAAAGUGGCAAAAAUAUACAAGAUUUAAAGAUAGAUAUUUUACAAGGCAUUAAAUAUAUUAUUCAAGGCUGGAAUGAAAAUGAAAAAGAAUCACUUGAAGAGCCAUUGCUUGAAGAACUUUCUAAAAAUAUUGAAGAUCUCAAUUUUUCUGACCCAAUGCAAGUAGAAGAAGAAACAUUUAGAGAGAGACCUGAUGAAAUAGAAAAUGAGGAUCUAGAAGAGGCAGAUGAUAGAGUCGAAAAAGAAAUUAUAAAACCAAGAGAAGCCUUUAAAAGUUUAGAUAAUAUACGCACCUUUUUACUUCAGCAAGAAGAUGCGAAUAAAUAUAUAAAGCUAGUUAAUAUAAUUAAAAAAUUUAUCACUACUAGAAAAAAUAAUUCGAUGACAUAA
Dentiscutata erythropus is the source of this 894-nucleotide messenger RNA. Lineage: Eukaryota; Fungi; Glomeromycota; Glomeromycetes; Diversisporales; Gigasporaceae. The record is from the annotation of a GenBank genome assembly.